AUGGCCGCGGCCUUAGGGAACCUAUUGGUGGAUUAUAUUCAGAAAAGGCGAAUAAGGGCCGAUGUGCAACAGGGAGAUACUGGGAAGGGCAGUUUCAGCGAAAUAUUCUGGGGGGACGUUAAAACAGUAUAUGACGCGUUAUUGGAUGCAAUGGAGGCACGCAGGGAUGAUAUAGAGCCCUUGUGCUCAUCUAGCGAGCUGCCUGAGCACAUGUUUACACUCGGCACGGAGGCUUCAUCCUUAUGCGAGGACAUCAUGAAGGCCGCACAGGGUAUCAUGCCCCUGGCCAACGUGGACACCAGUAAUAGUGCAUGCAACGGAUUGGAUUUCGAUACACUACAAAUAGGGCACAAAUUGGUAGGAGCAACCAUUAAGGCAUGGAUACACAAUGACAGUACUCGGUGGCACGAAAUCAUGGCCGAUUAUGUGCACGACUCUUGUGCCAAGGACACAUCAAUUGCGGCAGAAACACGCAGCACGCAGGAUACACACGCAGAGAAAGAGCCACAGGGUGCACAAGGGCCAAUUAGUCUGCACGAUUUAAACCAGUUGGCCGCUAGUAAAGAUCAAUUAUCCAAGCACGACGCGACAACAGUGUUGAACCAGAUACAGGGACUGCCUGAUACGGAUACUAUCAUGAACAAGUUGAAACACGCAAUUGCAGCAGUGGAAUCGGAGACAAACAAAACUGUGAGGCCAGGAGACAGCACACGAUCCCCAGGCACACAGACAACAUCAUCAUCAUCCGGAUCAUCAUCAUCAACAGCAACAUCACCGGGCAGGUCCGAAACGGGUAAUACAGACACUGCACUUGGCAGCGCCAAACCAGCACAUAAUGCGGCGGCAACACCGCAGGCACCGACAGCGAGCAUCGUUCAAGACGGCAGCGGUAGGGGCGACGAGGCACCGGAGACGAGAUGA
Plasmodium fragile is the source of this 921-nucleotide messenger RNA. RefSeq lists its product as uncharacterized. The transcript is spliced from 4 exons. The record is from RefSeq and is a predicted model, not a curated record. The coding region runs from base 1 to 921 and encodes 306 amino acids. NCBI's taxonomy places the organism in Eukaryota, Apicomplexa, Aconoidasida, Haemosporida, Plasmodiidae.